AUGAUAGAUUCAUUGUAUUACGCCAAAAUAGGUACACCCGGCUGUUUGACUUACAACAAUACGUGUGUUGAUGAAUGUCCGGAGUAUAUGCAUAGAUUGAACAGUGAGUGUCGACCUACACCUUCCCAGAGGACCUGUGAUGAACCAGUCGCUAUUUCAAUGGGCAUUAUCUGCGACUGGUCAAGAUGUGACUGUGACUUUCCUUUCGUUUUACACCUACCAUCGGGAUACUGCUUCCUAUUAGAAGAUUGCCCGUACACAGGUCAUUGCCCUCUGCUAAAAUUUCGCUAUGGUAAAUGCUACGGAGACAACACCCGUCAGAUUUUAAAAGAAAUCCGAACAAAGGGCUUAUUUAAUAAGCCCCUUAAAUAUCGGCCGGGCGAUAACUACGAGGUUGACAGUUACCCACGAAGAGACACACCCUCACGAGACGUUUACGAGGACCUGCGACACAGGAACGGACACGUCACGGGAUAUACAGGAUACGUGCCCGGGAUGAAUUUCACAUACGGCAAAUCUUUCGGGCGAGCGUCAGACGACUGCAUGACGGACUUCACGACCAAUCAACGACAAUUACGACGAAAAGCCGACAUCAACAGAAGUUACACACGAUCGAGGAGCGCUCCCAAGAUGGAAACGAUACACUCGCGAGACGAAAUACGGAGAGAUUUGAGCAGAUUCAGAGAGAUCAAUAAAUAUAAAGAUAACACUAUAUCACCAGAAUUCCCACCGAUAGCUGGCUACACGGGACACAUUCCUCGCAUCAAAGGCUCAGAGGCGUCACUCAGUCAAAGAUAUCAUUGUGCAGCAAAACGAGGCCUAGAACUGAUCAAACAAGAAAGAGAAAAACGGAAAGAACUCCAAAAUGCUGACGCGAAUAUCAAAUCUAUACUCAAAGAUCGCAAGACUUCGUAUUGUAAUUGGGGAUAG
Molecule: messenger RNA, 930 nt
Organism: Danaus chrysippus (African queen)
Lineage: Eukaryota; Metazoa; Arthropoda; Insecta; Lepidoptera; Nymphalidae
Source: the annotation of a GenBank genome assembly